GCGGCACAUGUAACGCGUGUCGUGUUUCAAAAUGGCCGCUAUCGACAUGUUGUCGUCGGAACAAAUAUUUUAUGGGUGCAGCCCGCCAGCCGGUUUUCUAACAGACUAUUCAGCUCCCGUUAGAAGACCAACAAAACUAACAUCUAGAGGUUACUCGGCGCCCUCUCUCUCUGUGCUAAAACCGGUGCAAUUGUCAUUAAAAUCAUCAGCACCGAGAAGCUGUAUACGGUUAUCAACGGAGAAGAAGCAAAAACGAGUAGUGUUUGCGGACGACAGAGGUUACGCGUUGGAGCAUGUGAAGGUCAUGACUGAGCCGUCCCAUGUACCACCAUACUGGGCUCUGAUGAUUGUCGCCAGUCCACCAUUGGAAAGAAAACCUUCACUGGUUGACACUUGGGAUGUGAGGUUCCCGCAACCGGCCUCCAAUUAUUUAGAAUUCAGAAGGAGAAUAACAGAGAACUAUGUCGCGUUGGAGAAUGUGAUUGUGAAACAGAACGAAGGCGCCGUGGAUGGUACCGUCAAAGUGAAGAACUUGGAUUUCGCGAAGGAAGUUCUGAUCCGUGCAUCAUCCGACGGGUGGAGUACACAUGAGGACACAUAUUGUGCAUUUGUCGAAUCUGGGCCUUUGAACACGAUUGGUGUAUCAACUUACGACACAUUUGGCUUCCGUUUGCAGCUACCCAUACAUUCGAGGAAGUUAGAGUUCUGUGUGUGCUUCCGCUGCAAAGAUAAGGAGUAUUGGGAUAAUAGGAAUGGUGAAAAUUUUACGAUAGAAAAGUCGUCAGUGAGAAAAACGCCAGCGAUAUCGUGUGCUAGGAUAAAUUAUGGUAAUUCGUGGAGUGGUUCCAUCGUUGGUCACACGCCGUAUUGGUGAAUUGUGUUGCGUGGAUUUUGUGCAAAAGUUUUGUGAAUUGUGCUAUGGUAAAGUCCAGUUCAGAGACGGCAAGAUUGUUAAAUUACUUUUGACUCGGAGCAGAGUAAAUAAUUUUGCAUGAUUCUUGCUCUGACAGUCAUUACAUGGCAUGUCAUGACAUGGCAGACCAGGAAUAUAGUUUUUAUGACUAAAGAUGUCUGGUUUUGAUGAGAUUUAUAUGUAAGUAAAUAGAUUUUGUUGAUUAAUAAUAAUAUUGAGAGGUUAAAAACUAAACUGUAGGUCUAUUUAUUAAUUUUAAUGAGUCAUUAGCAAACCAUCAAAUUAUAUUACAAAAACUGAUAAAUUAUCUUCAUUAAUGUAUCUACAUCAAUCACAAUAAUUUAUCAAUUUAUUAAUUAAUUAAACUGUUGAGUUUUUAUGCUUUCAUACUUCAAUGGUAAAUAAUUGGUAUGUAUCAUAAAAUAUUUCAAUAAUCAUUAAAUUUAUUUUGUGUUGGUUAAAAACAUUCUCUUCUAUAGAUAUGUUAUAUGAUCUUAAUGCUAAUUACUUUUACGAACAAAAGGAUAGCUGUAAAACCAAUUACGAAACAAAUUUUUUUUAUUUAUUGUAUUUUGUAGGGUGUAUAUUUCUAAUUAUAUAUUGGCACUGCGACUUAAAGUAUACUUGGAAACUAGGGGACAUAAUAAUUUAUUAUUCCAAUUUUUUUUAAAUCCUCGCAUCAUUGGCUACCAUAUCGUGUUUGAUAUUCUCCAAAACCAUGAAAAGAUUUCAUUCACAUUCUUGAAUCAUGAAAAGAUUUCAAUCUUUGAAGUUUGGAUUGUAGUUGGGAGCACGGUUUCGGUGGCGUGUCGCGCGGAUAAGCAUAAUUUUUCAAUAUGUACCGUUAUUUCCUGUGAAAUAUAAUACCGAUAUGGACAGGUUAAAAAUAAAACCCCAAAUUGUGUCAAUAAUUCUGUGUUAAACACAUUCACAGUAUCUUUGUUUUUUUUAGAUUUUAUUGGUUUAAAAAAUACAUAGAUUUUAUUGGUUCUCCAUUAUCAAAUAAAAAACAGCACACGCGAUGACAAAUGAGUUCGGUAAAUGUAUUUUUCGUAAGUCCACAAAUUUCUUGGAAAUUGAACGUCAUUAACCUUUAAUAAUAAAAAUAUUCUAUUAAAAGUACUAGACUUACUUGGAUUCCCUGCGUCUAGUGUGUUCUAAUUGACAAUAAUUUCUACAUAACCUACUAGAUUAUAAUUACACAAACAAGAUCUUAAAGCAAAGUACAGAAUGUUAGUGAAUUUAUAAUGUUUUGAAAGUAAAUUUAAAGUUAAAAGUUUAAGAAAGGGCCUCUGAAGGAGAAAAAGCGUCUUAUAUUGAAAUUAUUUGCAUUCUAUCAUGUUUAUUCAAAAGGUUUGAUUGAUUGCCACGCCUUAAUAGAUAAAUAUAGUCUAUGGUUUUACAGUACAUUUUAAAAACGUAUAAACUAGAAAUAUCGGUAUUUUGUUAAUAAUUAAAUUGCCUUUAUCCGUUGAAUGAAUAUUGGAAUACUAAGAGUAAUUCUAACAGUAGUUUUUUUUUUAAUAAUAGGGGGACAAACGAGCCCUAUAAUAAAGGGCAGUAAUCGCAGCCCAUGGACACCCUUAGUGGGUGCGUUGCCGGCCUUUGAGUGAGGAGUAAUGUUUUACUACGUAAUAAUAACUAGUACUUUCUGUCCCCCAUAGAACGCAGUAUUUCCCUAUAACGGAAAUAUAUAUUUAGCUAUAUUUCUGUAGUGUGAAAUUUAUAAUGAUUAUAAAAAUAGACAAAAUAACUUUAUUUAAUCGUAAAAUUUUUGAAUAUUACUACGCCAUUUUCUAUAACGCGGUCCGGGUCUACCGGGGAUCACUAGAAUAUGUGGUUUAAAAAAUUGCUUUUAUAAUCAAUUUUUGAUUUCAAAAAACAGUAAAGGAAAACUUGUCGUAUACCCGAAAAGCGUGUGUCAGGCACAGGUGUCUUAUCACCACUUGCCUAUUAGUCACAUCAUGAAACAGAUACUUAGCCCAGAUCUAAUGCAGCGCCGGUAAAAAAUUUAUUCCUUUUGAGUAAAAAUUUCUAGAAACUACUUACAAAGUUUCUAGAAAUAGUACUAUUUGAUUUUUACCUUUUCAUUUGAAAAGUCUACUAAUUCACUUAGACAUUGUUACCAAAAUGAAAUAUAUAUAAAAUUUUCUAGAAUGUUUAUUUAAAAAUAUACCUAAAACUAAUUAAUUUAAUUAACCUUUCCCCUGAUUUAAAUAACGUUAUUGUAUUAGGUUGUUAACCUUCAUUAUAAUUUUGACAAUUGACAUUUUAAAACUCCGAUACGUUUAAAAAUCGGUUUGGUUACAGAAAAGAAUUAAGUACUCGCAAUCUUAAAGUAACCCGAGACAAUCUAGUUGAUAUUUUAAUAAACUCAAACUCAAAAAUAUCUUUAUUCAUAUAGGUAAACAUGUACACUUAUGAACGUCAAAAAAAGCAAAUUAAAUUAAUUAUAAAUUUACAUUUACAACCAGUCCUCAAGUCAAGGGCCUAGAGCGGGUAAAAAGAACUGGCAAGGAACUUCCCGCACCUCUUUUCAAUCGCCAAGUUUUUAAUACAAAUUGUUUGAACUGGAGCAGAUAAAUCCCAAGGAUUAGGAUCAUAUAUAAGUAUUCGUCACAUUUAUAAAAGGCUUUAUUAAUUAAUUUACUGAUAAUUCUCUAAUUUCGCUUACACGUAUGAUAUGUACCAUACAAACAAUAUAAGAAUUGAACAAUUCAUAAGACUAAUAAGGUAAAAUAUAAAAUUCCUUUGAAGACAAAUUUACGCGCCAUUUUGUGUGGCAGAAUAUGAGAAAUGACGAGUGUUCUUAACACAUAAUAAUUGUUACAUAUUCUUGCAAUAUAUUAUUAUUACUUAAUUGUGGCGUCAUUUGAAUAAAUCUUCAAUGAAUAACUACCCUGUGGUUUCCUCAUUCAUUCGGUCGUAGCACGUUGUUCUGUAAAUUUUUCUCGGUAUAGACUAUAGACUUUUAAAUGCAGAAAGAUUUUUUUAUAUAUCAAGGACGUUUUUAAAAGCUGUAGAAUCUAAAGAAAACGUCGGAUAAAUUUAAAAUUAUGUUUAAAUAAUUAUAAGUUUACAAUAAUACAUAACUUCAAUCCGUUAAAAAAGUAUUUUCUUUAAAUGAGUAAAAGUUAUGUUAAUAAAAGACUAGCUGUAGAAUCACUAUUCUCUAUUGUCAAUAGUUCCCGCAGCAUAUAGGGCAUUAUUCAUUACGUCACGCCAUUUUUGGAGAUUCUUGAACCCAUGUAACCCAAUAGAAAAACGGUUCGUCACCACUCAGUGACGCACUAAACCUAAAAUUUGCCAUUUAUGUGGUGUAAACUAUAGGAAAGUCGAAAAUUACAAUUAAACAAUGACGCAUAAUUUAAUCCCAGCCACGCAUUGUAACGUUUUGCCUUAACUCAACUAUACAACUUUAAUAAUGAUUGGGGUGUGUACAAAUAAAGAAUUAUUUUGACAAAUAGGUUACAUUACAAUGGAAUUAACGCGGGCUUUCACUAUAUUACACAAAAACAUAGAAAUGGUAACGUUUUACCUGUGCGAUACAUUUUUAUAUCGCUUCGUAUCACUUACUAUCAAUGUGUAAUAUUUAAAUUCAAGGCGACGCCACGAUGACCUUUCAUAAGGUCAUUUGUAUUUCCUCUUGUUGGCAUGCUAAGUUCGCGCGUAAACGGACAAUUCAUAUGUCAAAUAAAACGUUACAGACUCAAAAUUUUAUUGGUCAAAACGUCUAAAUUUUACUUCGAUGUUUUAUAGUUUCUAUGGAAUGAGUUAUUAUUAGUUUGAGAGAGAGAACUUUUUUGAGAUUUUUGUUUUUUUCCAGAUUUACAAAUUCUUAAAAAAAAAAUUCAUAGAUUAAUAUAGUAUGAUUUCCAACAAAAUUAAACUGUUUCAUAUAUUUCUGAACUGUUGCCUAGACUGUUGUCAUGGAAACAUGAAACAAAUUUUCACUGAGAGAUAAUUUACCAUUCCAAUAUGAGCAAUAUAAAUCUUUAUGAUAUAAGUUCAAGUACAAUAUAUUAGCAAAAUAAUAUAUAUAAAAGACUUGUCGUUGACAAACGGAACGUCUGUGUUGAGCCUUAUUAAAAUAAUCCCAAGGUAGACUAUUUUGAAAUACUUUCUUCGAUUAGAUAACUUCUAGAAUCUCUUGUCUAUUGUUUUUGUGCUAAAUAUCCUCAAUAUUUUUUAAAAAUAAUUUUAUGGCCUGGUAACGAAAUAUCCUUAAUGAGAGAAAAAGAUAGACAACGUGGUAAAUACUGCCUAAGUAAUAAUUGAGCAUAAACAAUUUUAGAUUUAAUAUCGAAGUUUGGCCAUGCGUAUUUCGAUCUCAGUUGGCACUUGGCAACCGAGGCCUAAGCAAUCUUUAUAACACACGUUACGUAUUACGUCAAUAAUUUCGAUCAGAUCGUUCGUUUAGUUCCAGAGAUUAUAGACUACAAUCUAUAUUGAUUUUACGAUAACUCAAUUUUAUGUAUUGUUUGUGGUAAUAUCUUUAUUCGCGUGAUUAUAGUGCUUGUAUACUCUAGAUAUAAUUACCAUUGACAGUUGACAGCAUUGCCUAUACCGUUUUGUGGAACGUCCGUUAGUGCAGGAGGGUUAUCUGGAACUAGCGUGUUUACCACUAAAAUCCCGAGGCUAUUAACAACCGCCCUAGGCGGGCUGCGGUAACAGGGAAGCCGUAUCCGUGGUUAGUCUGUGAUUAUACUUCCCUCAGCAAGUAUCAUUGACAGACGCCCUGUCUGCUACUAAAGGAUAUCGAUCAAUCCCUUCUUUUGAAUGCAUAGGCCGCUGUUUCACCGCUUCUGCACUUUUUAUGUGGCGAUUUGGUGGUAACGCAUUUACGAGACUUUAUUAAUUUAACUGUCAACUGAUUUUGACAAUUGGUGUCCAUCCAAGUUGGAUUAUGCACAAACUACGUCACUUUAUGUCAAAAAUUUAAUGCAUUUAUUAAUAUGUACAUAACUUAAUGUAUAGAAUUAAUUAUGUUUAUUGUCCCUUUAGUUCAAUCAAAAUUUGACACGAUGGACUGACACUUUGCAUAAUCUGUGUCUAAUACUAGCGGCACAUAUUUUAUGAUUUAUUGCCAAUUACAGGAAGCGGCCAUUUUGAUAUCCUGCCAUUGAAAGUAAGAGUGAAAGCAUUUGGUUAUGGGGCUUCUAAACGGGCCAUGUUCUGCUGCAAGUGAUUGCCCGGCCAUCACAAAAAUGUUAUAAUGCAGCUAAUGGCCGAGCCAUCUAUGGCCGGGCCAUGUGUUGCAAUGUCUGCAUUAGUAUGGCCCAUGAUACACUCCUAAACGGGCUACACAUACCGGCAAUGGCUGACGAAAUCACACUUAUCGCAGCCAUCAUAGCAACAAAACAUGGCCCGUUUAGAAGCCUCGUUAGAUCGAUAUGGACUAUAUUUUUAGAAAAUCAUUCAAAUCUAUUUAUCUUAUAGUUAAUAUUAUACCGUUAUAUCUGAUUAAGAUAAGUGAAAUUAAAGACUGAUUAGAUGUCUAGAUAUUCACACACUAUACCCUUUCCGAAUGAAAACGUGUUUAUAUCUUAAUUUAGAUUCACUAACUUCCGGUAGCGAUAGCGAGCCAUGUUAAUAUCGCUAGUGAAACAUUUAUUUUUAUACGAAAAUUUUGAUGUAUAUUAUUAAAUACGUUUUCGUUUUCAAAAGCGGUGGUUAUAUGUUGAUAAACAAAUUAAAUGACAUGUAAGUGAUAUACCUGAACUCAGAUCCGAACAUUAUAUCAGCGAAAGUUUUAUUAAUUAGUGCGUCGUUCAGACUCUAAGUUCAGUAAGUUUAUUUAAGUAAAUGUAAUUUAUUUUUGUAAUUAAUUUUUCAUUUAUAUUAUAUCUUAUGUGUAAACUAUUAUGGCUCAACUUAGCCAAGUCUAACCAGUCAUAGCUAAACUUGUAAAUGGUUUUGGCUCAACUUAGCCAAGUCUAACCAGUCAUAGCUAAACUUUUAAAUAGUUUUGGCUGCGCUUGGCCAUGUUAAACCGGUUGUGGCUAUGCGUAGCCAUUUAUGUAGUUAUAUAAUGAACAUUACCAAUUUAAUGUAAACAUGAUUAUAUUGAGUAAUAAGCCAUAAAUCUAGUGAUUAUUGUUAGUUAUGUACAAGUGAUUAAUUCAUUAAGAGUUUUGUAUGGUUAUGAUUGACACUGUAAGUUAAUAUACAUUUUGUGUUAAAAGAUAAUUUUGUUAAUGUUAAUUAAAGAUUAAUUUCCUUCGUAAUGUUAUUUCUCCUUGUUAUGUGCUGAAGUAGACCACGGAGUUUAUAUGUUGUAUAUGUUAUAGAGGUUAUUAAAUGUCAAAUGAAUUUAUAUUUUUAUAAGUACUUUUAGUUGUGAAUAUAAUUUAUUGUAUUUGAUGACUGUAUGAAUAAAUAUUGUUUUUUUUAUUUAA
Molecule: messenger RNA, 7311 nt
Organism: Pieris rapae (cabbage white)
Lineage: Eukaryota; Metazoa; Arthropoda; Insecta; Lepidoptera; Pieridae
Gene: Gbs-70E
Product: protein phosphatase 1 regulatory subunit 3C
Exons: 1
Coding region: 32-874 (280 amino acids)
Biological process (GO): regulation of glycogen biosynthetic process
Cellular component (GO): protein phosphatase type 1 complex
Molecular function (GO): glycogen binding; protein phosphatase 1 binding
Source: RefSeq, a predicted model, not a curated record